This is a messenger RNA of Prorocentrum cordatum, 1000 nucleotides long. The record is from the annotation of a GenBank genome assembly. NCBI's taxonomy places the organism in Eukaryota, Dinophyceae, Prorocentrales, Prorocentraceae.
CUGCCCUCCCAGAAGCCCUCCCAGUCCCACGACGCAGCCUGCGUUUCAGGGGUGGGCCUCCCCGCGGUCGCCCCGCCAUGCUGUGGCAGGGCGCCCGGGCUGCUCUCUCCGCCUGCCGCGCGGCGCCCGGGGCGGUGCCCGCGGCCGCGCUGGAGGGCGCCGAGGCCUCGCGUCCCCGCAAGCGGCGUUGCUACGGCGCCGCGUGCAGCCGUGGCCGCAGCUACUGGCAGACUUGGGCGGGGCCAGCGGCCCCGACUGCGUCGUGGUGCUCUGCGGCGCGGCCCCGGGCAACCUGGGGGCCGUCCUGCGGGCGUGCGCGCUGCUGGGCGUGACGGUGGUCUGCGCCCUAGGCGGCCCGAGCCGGACCGCGAUCCGCAAGGCCCUGCGCACCUCGCAGGUCGAGCGGAGGCUCGAGUGGGACGUGCGCCUGGUGCCCGUGCCGGAGAGCACGCCGCCGGCGGCCGCGGUCGCGGCGCUGCGCGCCGCGGGCCUGGCCCUCGUCGGCCUCGCCGCCGAGGAGCGCGCCGGCGGAAAGCCCCGCAGGCGGUUGCCACCGCCUCGGGGGGGCCUGGGCCGGCCGCGCCCCUGUGGGCGGUGGACCUGGCGGGACCCGGGCGCUUGGGCCUGGUCUUCGGCUGCGACGAGCGCGAUGGCGAGGACUUCCCGAGCGGCGUGGCCGAGCAGCUGCAUGCUGUGGGCAGCAUCCCGCAGCAGGCCCCCGGCACGCUGAACCUGUCCAACGCAGUCUCAGUCGUCGCGUACGAGCGCCAGCGUCAGCGGCAACCUCCACCAGGUCUGUGGUUCAGAGGAGGUGGUCGGCUGGCGGCGGCGCCAGCGUCGGCUGCAGCGGCGGCGCAAGCGUCAGCGGCGCAGCGUCAUCAUCAGCGGCAGCGGCGCUGGGGCGUCGCUGCCAGCGACGCCUCGGCGUCAGCAACGGCGCCGGCGGCAGCGGCAGCCUCCACGGUCCGCUGGACACCCUCAGGGCCAGGGCACGCAGGAG